Messenger RNA from Capra hircus (goat), 645 nucleotides. It is a transcript of the gene CKS2, whose product is annotated as CDC28 protein kinase regulatory subunit 2. The record is from RefSeq and is a predicted model, not a curated record. Gene Ontology annotation, molecular function: histone binding; ubiquitin binding; protein kinase binding. Bases 123 to 362 code for a protein of 79 amino acids. Gene Ontology annotation, cellular component: SCF ubiquitin ligase complex; cyclin-dependent protein kinase holoenzyme complex. Lineage: Eukaryota; Metazoa; Chordata; Mammalia; Artiodactyla; Bovidae. The transcript has 3 exons. Gene Ontology annotation, biological process: regulation of mitotic cell cycle.
GCGUACGGUCGGUUGGUCUCAGUCGAGUCGUUGCCUUCACCUGACGCAGACGUCCCCUCACCUGCGCCCUGUCUUCGAGCCGCUUCGCUCUAGUCAGCUGCUGCCCACCGCCCGCCUGCAGGAUGGCCCAUAAGCAGAUCUACUACUCGGACAAGUACUUCGAUGAACACUACGAAUACCGACAUGUCAUGUUACCCAGAGAACUUUCCAAACAAGUACCCAAAACCCAUCUGAUGUCUGAAGAGGAGUGGAGGAGACUUGGUGUCCAACAGAGUCUAGGCUGGGUUCAUUACAUGAUUCAUGAACCAGAACCACACAUCCUUCUCUUUAGACGGCCUCUUCCAAAAGAUCAACAAAAAUGAAGCUUUAUCUGGGGAUCAUCAAUUAAAUCUUUCUCAAAUUUAAUGUAUAUGUGUAUAUAAGGUAGUAUUCAGUGAAUACUUGAAAAAUGUACAAAUUGUUCAUCCAUACCUGUGCAUGAGCUGUAUUCUUCACAGCAACAGAGCUCAGUUAAAUGCAACUGCAAGUAGGUUACUGUAAGGGGUUUUAAGAUAAAAAUUUCUUCUAGUCAGUUUUUCUUUUAAUAUAAGUGCCUGUUUGACAUUAUGUUACUUUUGUUAAAUAAAGUUUGUAUGUUGCAUUUAU